This is a messenger RNA of Canis lupus familiaris (dog), 2740 nucleotides long. It is a transcript of the gene JKAMP, whose product is annotated as JNK1/MAPK8 associated membrane protein. The record is from RefSeq and is a predicted model, not a curated record. Bases 366 to 1517 code for a protein of 383 amino acids. Gene Ontology annotation, biological process: response to unfolded protein. Lineage: Eukaryota; Metazoa; Chordata; Mammalia; Carnivora; Canidae. The transcript has 11 exons. Gene Ontology annotation, molecular function: ubiquitin protein ligase binding. Gene Ontology annotation, cellular component: membrane.
GGCACCCGCAGGCAGGCAGGAAAGCCACCUAGAACCCGAAGUGAAAAACAGUCCAAAUCCGGAGAUUUCAACUUUAGGGGCAGGAUAAUACAAACCAGGUGUUCUCAAACUGGAGCGUGCAACAGCAUCAGCUGAUGAAGACUUCACACAAGUGGUGACAUUGGACUCUCCAAAAAGAGAAGACAGGGAAGGACAUUUGAUUCCCGUGCAAAGUCUGAAGGUCAUUGCCUGAGUACCUGACUCUUGGGUGCUGAUCCCAGGUCCAGCGAGAAAGAAUCUGGCCAUCCCAGCUAAGGCUGCAUGCAAGGGAUGGGUAGUUUUCCACAGGAAAAAGUGAGUGUUGUUGCUAAAGUUAGGGGAAGAGAAUGAUGCUUGCUGAAUCCACAGACAUCUGCAGAAAGACAAAAGGGCAUGAACAAGGAGCCAAGGAUAAAUCCUUAUGGCACUUCAGUUACCUUGGAGUAGGAGCUGGACUUUGCAGCCCGCAGAACAUCCUGGCAGCAGCUGUCUUUGCUAGGAAACCUCAUAGAGGCAGAGAGAAGAGAAAUCCUGGGACAUCAACCUGUGAAAACUAUGAAGGAAAUUCUGUCGAUAUUCAACCAGCAUGCCUUGGACUUUACUGUGGGAAGACCCUAUUAUUUAAAAAUGGCUCAACUGAAAUAUAUGGAGAAUGUGGGGUAUGUCCGAGAGGACAGAGAACAAAUGCACAGAAAUAUUGUCAGCCUUGCACAGAGUCUCCAGAACUUUAUGAUUGGCUGUAUCUUGGAUUUAUGGCUAUGCUUCCUCUUGUUUUACAUUGGUUCUUCAUUGAAUGGUACUCGGGGAAAAAGAGUUCCAGUGCACUUUUCCAGCACAUCACUGCAUUAUUUGAAUGCAGUAUGGCAGCUAUUAUCACCUUACUUGUGAGUGAUCCAGUUGGUGUUCUGUAUAUCCGUUCAUGUCGAGUACUAAUGCUUUCUGAUUGGUAUACGAUGCUUUACAAUCCAAGUCCCGACUAUGUUACCACAGUGCACUGUACUCAUGAAGCUGUCUACCCUCUGUACACUAUUGUAUUUAUCUAUUAUGCAUUCUGCUUGGUAUUCAUGAUGCUACUCCGACCCCUUCUGGUAAAGAAGAUUGCCUGUGGGUUAGGAAAGUCUGAUCGAUUUAAAAGUAUUUAUGCUGCACUUUACUUCUUCCCAAUUUUAACUGUGCUUCAGGCAGUUGGUGGAGGCCUUUUAUAUUAUGCCUUCCCAUACAUUAUAUUAGUAUUAUCUUUGGUUACUCUGGCUGUGUACAUGUCGGCUUCUGAAAUAGAGAACUGCUAUGAUCUUCUGGUGAGAAAGAAAAGACUUAUUGUUCUCUUCAGCCACUGGUUACUUCAUGCCUAUGGAAUAAUAUCCAUUUCCAGAGUGGAUAAACUCGAGCAAGAUUUGCCGCUUUUGGCUUUGGUACCCACUCCAGCUCUUUUUUACUUGUUCACUGCGAAAUUUACUGAGCCUUCACGGAUACUCUCUGAAGGAGCCAAUGGACACUGAAUGUAAAAUGCCAAAAAACCUAAAAAGUGUUCUUAGUAAAAAAACAUAAAAUGCAUUAAUACUCUUCUGUUGUGUAUGGAAGAUUGUUUGUUUUCCGUUUUUGACUUAACAGACUUUCUGGAUAGACUUGGAAAAUACAAAAUGCUGUAGUCUAUGACAUAGUAUAAUACACUUACACACUUUAGCACACCAGGACACUACAAGCAUGUUAGGAAGUACUUGCUUCCUGCAACAAUUUAGUUAUCCUUUAGAACAAAAUCGUGUUCCUCUAUACCUAGACAAGUAUAAUCUGAAAUCCUUAGCAUCGGUCUAAUUUGCAUGCCUCUUGUGUUUCAAUUUGUUUUUCAAGUAUAAGGAAUAAGAAGGACAAACAUACCUGUGGGUCUGGUAGCAAACAUGAAAGGGAAGUAUGUUGUUUGUUAUUUAUUUUUACCAGUACAGUAUUUUGAUUAUAAAAAUAGAGUAUAAUUUAUAUAACAGGUUUUCUGUUUAUAGGUAGUUUGGUUGAAGACCUCUUCUGAUUAUGGAUUCUGUUAAGAAAAACAAUAAAAUGCUUAACUACAAAAAAAAAUCCCAGGUGUUCUGACAUUUAAUUGUGGAAAUAAUUCAGACUAAAAAGAGGAAUAUUUCUUUCCCAAGUGAAUAAAUACAUGGAUUCACACAUUCCCUUCCUCUUUGGUCUCCUUUUUGAAGGAUAUAUACACGGUGCAAUAAUAUUUUAUUGAUCCUAAAAUUUUUCACAUUGUGACGUCUCUGAAUUAGGAUGCAUCUUACAAUUGAUGCCUUAACAGAAUACAGAAUAUAUAGAACAUACACUUUUCCUGUGGUUAUUGAUAGGUGUACUGUGUAUUUUAUGCUCUAAAGCCUUUAAGAGAUUCAUGUGGAACCAUGGAAGCAAAAUAAGGGUUUUUUUUUUUGUUUUUUUUUUAACAUUUAUCCAACCAUGUAUAUCCAUUUGUAUUUAGAAGGUUAUUUACUGAUUCUGCUAUUGGGUGGGGAUUAUGCAAUUUUGUUAAGACAUCCAUAGAUCAUUGCAAAACAUGAAGAAAGUGUACUCACUUGUUCUGUAGUUUUGUUUGUGCCUUUUGAAUUCACAGCAGUUAUAGCCUUGAAGUUAUUUUGUUAGUUUUUUUACAUUCACCCACUGGGGGAUGGACUUUUUUGAUAGGAAUGUGUUUCUUCUUUUCUGUAGGAAUAAAAACAUAAAAAUGCUGUGUAUCUCA